Molecule: messenger RNA, 1506 nt
Organism: Anopheles coustani
Lineage: Eukaryota; Metazoa; Arthropoda; Insecta; Diptera; Culicidae
Product: beta-lactamase-like protein 2 homolog
Exons: 4
Coding region: 571-1446 (291 amino acids)
Cellular component (GO): mitochondrial matrix
Molecular function (GO): RNA endonuclease activity; single-stranded RNA binding
Source: RefSeq, a predicted model, not a curated record
GGAAAGAUCAAGCUCUGGAAAUCGAUUCGAAGAUAGGUAAGCUGCGUAAGCACUGCACAACGUUCGCGACCGGUUACGUGGAAGAAGACGCAUCGAAACAGAAUUCUGUGCGAGAAAAACUAACGGCCGCCGGGCACGAACUGCGCCAUACCAUAACCGACUGUGACAGGUUGGUUGAACAAACGCACGCAUUGUUUACUCUGCUGACAGAAGCUGAUAAAGUAGCCGACGAAAUAUACGAUAGCGUAAUCAAAUUGUACCUCGAGCAAGGAGUAAAGGUGCCACCGAUAGACUUAGAUACCAUUGCGGUCGGAUUUCCCAUCGACCUGCUCCCGUUGCCGGAAACGAGCUCAGCAUUGAACCGGUCUGGAGGAAGUGUUACUGAAAACGAAGAACCAGAAGAGGAACACACCACCGACGACAGUGAGAUUCUAGCGGAAGAUUUUGAGGCUGACGUGCACAUUUCUCGAUUGCCCGGCGAAGAUAGCCUUGCGCCGGAAACGCCGAUGAUCAAAAGUCGAAAGAGAUUAUUUUAGCUAUUUGCUGUUUCCUGCAAGAUAAGAUAGUGCCAUGGCCACUAUACCAGCAGUGACGAGAAUUUCGCCGCGCUUGAUUCGUAUUUUGGGUUGCAACCCUGGCCCAAUGACUCUGCAAGGAACGAAUACUUAUCUGAUUGGAAAUGGUAAAAACCGCAUCUUGCUAGACACGGGGGAUGCUGGGGUGAAAGAGUACAUAUCGCAUCUUCAGAAGGUAAUUUUGGACGAACGGAUUAAAAUAAAUGACAUAAUAGUAUCCCAUUGGCAUCACGACCAUGUUGGUGGCGUAGAUGAGGUGCUCGAAAUGAUCGAGAAUAAAGAGACAUGCAACGUGUGGAAAUUUCCCAGAUCAGACGCACCGGAACCGGAAGUGAGGAAUGCCAAAUUUAAGGAAUUGAAAGACGGACAAAUAUUCACUACGGAAGGAGCCACUCUCAAAGUGGUGCACACACCUGGUCAUACGACGGAUCACGUCGUGUUGGUGCUGGAGGAGGAUAAUUCUCUUUUCAGCGCCGAUUGUAUUCUAGGCGAAGGAACGACGGUAUUCGAGGAUUUGUACCUUUACAUGAAAAGUUUAGAAAUUAUUCUGAACGCAAAUCCAUCCACCAUUUACCCCGGACACGGCAAUAUCAUUGAUAAUCCCACCGCAAAGAUAACGGAAUACAUCAACCAUCGGAACCAUCGCGAAAAGCAAAUUUAUGCGGUUUUCGAAGAAAAUCCCGAUAAGCAGUUCAACGAAAUGGACAUUGUGCGGGAGGUGUACAAGGAAACGCCGGAGCAACUGUGGGCAGCCGCCGCGUACAAUGUAAAUCAUCAUCUCAAGAAGCUGACUAUCGAAGGGAAGCUGCUCGAGUGCGUCGAUAGCGAAGGUGGCAACACGUGGAAGUACGUACCGGCGGCUUCCUUGUAACGGAUUGUACAUUUUAAUGUUUCAGAAUAAACUAGGUUUUGGUUGUUAUUGCAUCUCUAA